CCGGGCCGGGACGGCAGAGUCAGAGGUGUCACACAGGUACCGAGAGAGGGCGGAGUGGCGGGACAGGUGCUCUUAGACCGGCCGGCACUACUAAAAACGACAAGAUGUCUCAGGAGAAGCGGCUGGCGUACCCGUACAAGAUCCGCCCGCUGCAGGGCGAGCUUCAGGAGCAGAUGAAGCGCGACUUCGAGGGCACGCCGAGCGGCCUGGCCGCCUGCAACCACUGGGGCUUCAAGCUGAUGGGCAAGGUGACCGACGACCUCCUCGAGGACAUUUACAACUACCCGCUGGAGGAGCGAGAUGUGUGGAUCAUGACGCCGCCCAAGAGCGGUACCACCUGGGCCCAGGAGAUGAUCUGGCUGCUGGCUAAUGAUCUCGACUAUGAGGGCGCCAAGACGCCGCUCUUGCCCAACAGGUGGCUGUACCCGGAGGCGCCCGCCAUCGUCGACAAGGACGGCAUCAGGAAGUUCCUGCCCGCGGACCCGGAGAAGCGAACCAUCACUACCAACUCGAUGGCCGGCAACGCGCACACGGGCGCGCGCCGCUUCGUCAAGUCGCACCUGCCGCUGUCGAUGAACAACCCACGUCUCCUGGACGUCUGCAAGGUGGUGUACGUGGCCAGGAACCCCAAGGAUGUGUGUGUCUCCUACUACAACCACAACCGGCUCAUGGCCACGCACGGCUUCACCGGAAACCUGGAGCUCUUCAUGCAGCACUUCAUGGACGGCAACAUCAAGCUGAACCCGUGCAUCGAUCACAUGAUCGAGGCCUGGAACCUGCGACACCACCCCAACAUGUGCUUCAUCUUCUACGAGGACAUGAAGCGCGACCUCAAGUCGCAGAUCCGCAAGGUGGCCAAGUUCCUCGGUAAGGACUAUUCGGAGGAGCAGGUGAACAAGCUGGCCGAGCACCUGCACAUCGACAACUUCAAGAAGAACCCGUACGUCAACAUGGAGCACUUCAAGCUGCAGGGUGUGAUGCACAAGGACCGUGGCAACUUCAUCAGGAAGGGCAAGACGGGCGACUGGAAGAACCACUUCACGCCCGAGAUGACGGAAAAGUUCGACAAGUGGCUCGAACAGAAACUGAAGGGCACCGAUCUCAAGUUUGUUACUGAGCUUGAUCAGCAGGAUUGAGGGCAGAUGUUACCAAACGGUCUGCGCCGUCAAGUCAAAUCUCCUGAAAGAGCCGCAAAGGUGCCAGGAAGGACUUAGCCAGUACCGAACCUCAUUAAUGACCAAGGCGGGCAGGGGCAGCCGGUCAAGGUCUGUGAGACAGCAACCUCUCUUGAUACUCUUACAAAACCAUAUCGGGUCGUGGCUAGAAUGGGCCUAGUCCCGGCAGGAAUACUCCUCUGUAUAUUGUGUGUUAGUUGUUACGUUCCGUUCGUACCUAUGAAUAAACGACGGGUGAAGUUA
Molecule: messenger RNA, 1418 nt
Organism: Amphibalanus amphitrite
Lineage: Eukaryota; Metazoa; Arthropoda; Thecostraca; Balanomorpha; Balanidae
Product: sulfotransferase 1E1-like
Exons: 4
Coding region: 105-1136 (343 amino acids)
Biological process (GO): sulfation
Cellular component (GO): cytoplasm
Molecular function (GO): sulfotransferase activity
Source: RefSeq, a predicted model, not a curated record